Molecule: messenger RNA, 1151 nt
Organism: Camelina sativa (false flax)
Lineage: Eukaryota; Viridiplantae; Streptophyta; Magnoliopsida; Brassicales; Brassicaceae
Product: tobamovirus multiplication protein 3-like
Source: RefSeq, a predicted model, not a curated record
AUGCAACAUAUCUUGCUUGAUAUUCCAAGUCUUGGUUUCUUGACAACCUAUGCUGUUCUGAUUCUCUUCUGGGCUGGAAUUUACCAUGACGCGCGUUCGUUACCCACUGAUGGACUAAAGUCAAGGUUCUUCACGAUUAAUGCAAUUGUAUAUGUAGUUCAGAUAUCUCUUUGGUUGGUUUUGUUGUGGAAGCCUGUUGGAUUUAUGGUUAUCAUAUCUAAGAUGUUCUUAGCAGGUGCUUCAUUGUUAGUCGCCCUUGGAUUUUUACUUUAUGGUGGAAGGCUUUUCCUAAUGUUGCAUCGGUUUCCAAUAGAAUCUAAAGGGCGUAGAAAAAAGAUGAAAGAGGUUGGUUUUGUGACAACCAUAUGCUUUACGUGUUUCCUCAUCCGAUGUAUCAUGAUGUGUGUUGCUGCUUUCUAUGAGGGAGCAAACCUUGAUGUGAUGGAUCAUCCUAUCCUUAAUCUCAUAUAUUACGUGGUAAGCUCUCUCUUAAACUAAUCAUAGAAUCUGUUCAUGAAUAGUCUGAUACAUAUCGAACCAAUCACUACAAGAAAACAGGCAAUUUACGACUACGAUUGGCGACUAAACUCGUAGUCGCCAAAUUUAGUGACUAUAUACCGACUGUUUAACUACUACUUUACAACUGCUAAAACUUAGUCGUAAAUUAGUCAUUAUUUACGGACUGAAAUGAAUAGUUGGUUCAGUAGUCGUUAAUUAGCGACUAUUUUACGACUGAAAGACAAGAAAGUAAUUUUGUCAGCAAACAGUAGCUAAAUUGGCGACUACAUGGUGACUACUGCGGCGAGUCGUUAAUUUGGCUACUAAAAUACGACUAAAUUAGUUAGUCGGAUAUUUGGCGACUACUAAGCGACUAUUGAGGUGAGUCGCAAACAUGUCGGCCAAAAAGAAACACGUUUUUUUCGUUUGUGGGGUUGGUAAGCUUUGUUUUGUUGCGACUGUUAGUUUGAGUCACAUCAGAGUCGUUUUACAGUCGUUUUUCAGUCGCCAAAUUUCUCUAUAUAUACCACACCUUCCUUUCUUAUUUCAUUCACACCACAAGCAAGAGCAUUAGCAAGAAAGAAAUCGAGAGUAACAAAAAAAAUUUUGAGAGUGAGAAAAAAAAUAGAGUGAGAAAAAAAAAACAAGAGUGA